UGAAAUUCAUGUUUUUGCUAUAGAGUGCUGUUAUUAUGAAGAAUAUAUGCAAAAUAUUUGACAACUGCAAUUACAUCCCUUACAACGUUUUCGGAAUAUAUUUCUGCACGUAACUAAACUCGGACAUUAAAGUCACAGACAGUUUAAUAUGGCUGUGAUACAUUGGUACGAUAAAUCAAUUGACGGGAGAUCACACUUGGAGAAAUCGUGUCGGAGUUACCAGCCAUUAGUCCAUGUAAAAUUUGCUCGAAAAAGUAUAAAAAGGUUUUCCAUGAGGUAUAAAUGCUAAUCAGCUGAGAUGAGUGGAGAAAUAAAUUUGGAAGAUGCGUCGUUUUUAAGAUGCGAAAUAAAUGGAACACAAUUUUUAUUACAAACAGUACCUGACCUUGAGGAUGGUCUGGUUAAUGAAAUACCGCAAGAGAAAGAACCAAUUUGUUAUUCAGAUGCCUCGCAAUACGAAAAUGAAGAAGAUUCGAUACCUCUUGUCUAUUUAAAUCGGCAGAUUUAUACUUUCCAAGAUGGAGAACUUAGGGAAUUGGAUUCAAGUAAAUAUGUGGAUCAAUCUGCCGAUCAUCUAGCCAUAAACGAACCUAAGGAAGAUGAAAAUCGUAAUGAAAAUGACAGUGCAGAUUAUGUUUCUCCCAACUAUUUGACAGAAGAUAAUAUUCCAAUUGAGCAGGUUGACAUUGUGGAAGGUGAUCAAUCAAAUUCGUACGAUGUUGCUAUUGCAGAUGACAAAAAAUUUAUUAUCGGCCAAGACAGUCUUAAUGCCAACGAUUUUGUUGAGGUUGUUACCGCGUUCAAGUGUAAGAUAUGCCCCUACACAACUCAGGAUAGAAUGCAACUUUUACAACACUUUGAAAACGUCCAUAUUAAUCCAGUUUCGCAGGAGAAAGAACAAAAAGAGUCAAAAAGCCACAAUGACAUAAAACUCGUUUAUAUGUGUGGAGAAUGUUCGAACUGUUUUGGAACAAUUGACGAGUGUCGAAAUCACAUGAUACAAGAUCACCAGCUCAUGGACGAAGGCUCCGAUAAAGGCAAUAAUGUCAAUCCUAUUGAAUAUUCUAAACGAUCUUAUUUGGUUGAUGAAUAUUCAGACGAAUAUGGUGAUAAAGAUGUGUGUAAAAAUACAAUAAAAGUGUCAAAAACUAUUGGUGGAAGCUCCAGAAGACUGCUUGGCAAAAAAUCGCCCUUUAUAGAAGUGAAGGAAAAAAAUGUCAAAUGUACGUAUCAAGGAUGUUUGUACAAGUUCAGUACGGAAGAAAUAAUGCAACAGCACGCAAUCUGUCAUAACGACCUGGAGCAUGCCCAUGAGUUCAAAUGCAAUAUUUGUCGAGAUGUUGAAUUUUCAAAUUGGAAACCAUGUAGCUUACAUUUAUGGAAAGAACAUAAAAUUGACGUCGACCUUAUGUCUUGUAAAAUUUGCAAGACGUACAAAAGUCCUACAAUGGUUAAACUAGUCACUCACAUGAGAGUCCAUAGUGAGAAUCGCGAGUACGAAUGUUCAGUGUGUGGAAAAUGUUUCAAACAAUCAAGUCAGCUACGAAACCAUCGCGUUAUGCAUUUGAACAGAAAAACGCACCAAGUACCUAGGUGGUAUACUUCUAAGACCUGUGAAUUGUGCGGAAAAACUUACGCAGAUUCAAAAUGUUUAAAAAAUCACAUGCAAGCUGUCCAUUCUAAGUUAAGACCAUACGUUUGCAACGUCUGCGGACACUCCAGUGCUAGGAAAGCGAUGCUUCAAAUGCAUUUGAGACAGCAUACCGGCGACAAACCAUACAGCUGCGAGUUGUGUGACUAUAAAACUGGAGAUCACAACUCCCUACGAAGACACAUCAUGCGCCAUACUGGUGUUAGGCCCUAUAAAUGUCCACAUUGUUCCUACUCUGCGAUUCAAAGCAACAGCUAUAAAAAUCAUCUAAGAUCCAAGCAUCCUUCACUGGAGGGUCUCUAUACAUGUGAACUUUGCCCAUUUAAGACUGUGAAUAAAGAAAGUUAUAUGCAACAUGUUCGGGAUCAUCAAAAAGGAUUGAUAAAGGCUGCUACACAAAAAAAAGAUGACGAAAACGUAGAGGUGUUUCCCGGCAAUAUAGCCGCUGCUCAAUUGAUAUAUAGCUGUCUUGGGGCAUUUUCUAAGGAUGGAAAAACUAUCGAAGCCAAUUUGAUGACAUCUUCGACAUCCGCAGACGGUACCUCGCAGACGAUUACUAUUCAAAUACCAUCGAAAGAUUUGGAAGGAUCUUUACCAACUAGUGAACACAUAUCUAAAAACAAUGUGGCUCUAGAUCAGGAAGACGAUGAAACUAUGCAUUGCUUUUUAGCAAUUCCAAGAGAAGAGGAAGAAAAUAUAGAUACUGGCGGAAUCACUAUUCCUGCAGAACCAGAAGCUGCGGUAGACACAGCAAUGGAUGUAGAAAUUUAAUGCAACUUAGUUGAAGAUCAAUUUAGUUGGAGAUACCUACGCCAUCUAAAUUUGAAAUUUGAUUAAUUUUUCAAAUAGCUCGGAGCUUUAUAUAUCGUAGUAAAAAACCAAUAAAAAUGUAUUUUUCUGGUAACCGAAUUGGGAAAGAUAUCAAUUUGUAGAUCUAUAGUUUAAAAUUGGUGUUCUCCAGCACUGAGAUGAUACAAUUAUAAAAACGAGCUGCAUGAGUACGAAUUUCAGUUGUGACGUGUGAAUAAAAUAUAUGUAUACAUAAA
Messenger RNA from Athalia rosae (coleseed sawfly), 2697 nucleotides. RefSeq names its product zinc finger protein 569-like. Bases 299 to 2422 code for a protein of 707 amino acids. Gene Ontology annotation, biological process: regulation of DNA-templated transcription. Gene Ontology annotation, molecular function: RNA polymerase II cis-regulatory region sequence-specific DNA binding; DNA-binding transcription factor activity, RNA polymerase II-specific. The record is from RefSeq and is a predicted model, not a curated record. Lineage: Eukaryota; Metazoa; Arthropoda; Insecta; Hymenoptera; Athaliidae. The transcript has 9 exons.